Scheffersomyces coipomensis is the source of this 249-nucleotide messenger RNA. RefSeq names its product Tom6p (gene TOM6). The transcript has 2 exons. Gene Ontology annotation, cellular component: mitochondrial outer membrane translocase complex. NCBI's taxonomy places the organism in Eukaryota, Fungi, Ascomycota, Pichiomycetes, Serinales, Debaryomycetaceae. Gene Ontology annotation, biological process: protein import into mitochondrial matrix. Bases 58 to 249 code for a protein of 63 amino acids. The record is from RefSeq and is a predicted model, not a curated record.
GAAGGCCAAAAUAUAACUGGAUUAAGACCAAAUAGAAAUAUAAUAUAUAAAACCAUAAUGUCAGGAAGAUUUGCUGCUCCAGAACCUAAGGAAGAAUCCACUUUUGAACAAAUCAAAAAGGCUCCAAUUUUCGCUGUUGCUGUUAAUGCCACUUUAUUUGGAUUAGGAGUAUUAUUCAUCCAAUCUCCAUUGAUGGAUAUGUUAAUGGUUGAUAGUUUUGAAAUGGUAAAGUGGGAUGAAUUGAAUUGA